Molecule: messenger RNA, 451 nt
Organism: Fomitopsis serialis
Lineage: Eukaryota; Fungi; Basidiomycota; Agaricomycetes; Polyporales; Fomitopsidaceae
Exons: 3
Source: RefSeq, a predicted model, not a curated record
AAUCGAACUUGGAGGCCAAAGCGGGCCACGGCGCCCCGUGGCGCUUUGGAAUGUCCCUCGUGAUGCCGCCGCAACCCUGCUCAGACCUUCCGAUUAUCAAAGCCGUCGACUUCCAGUUGUAGUCAAGAUCGUUGCUAUGUUCCAUCAUUCCAAGCAUGGAACAUUCGCGCAGGAACAAUAUAUAUCCUCGUAAAAUAAGCAUCAAGCAGCUCGUAUCAUCAAGGUCGCAAGAGCGUUCGCGGCUGCUUCAGUUCACCGAAGUCUACAGUCGCUCCUCAAAUGUUCCGUUCGAGACCACUGCGCGGCCCCGGUAGUCCCCCCGCCCGGCGUGGCCGGGCGGUCGUCGCGAAUCCUCGCCGCGUUCAUCCGUAUUAUAAUGCCGCACAGCCUGGACUUCAGACAGAAGGAGACUCGCCCCGUGGUGGAGCGCCACAGCCGACAGCACCCCCGC